Messenger RNA from Eurytemora carolleeae, 3016 nucleotides. RefSeq lists its product as uncharacterized. Gene Ontology annotation, cellular component: nucleus. Gene Ontology annotation, molecular function: zinc ion binding. The coding region runs from base 1 to 2817 and encodes 938 amino acids. The record is from RefSeq and is a predicted model, not a curated record. Lineage: Eukaryota; Metazoa; Arthropoda; Copepoda; Calanoida; Temoridae. The transcript is spliced from 18 exons.
AUGUUAAAGAUGCUGAUGCGACAGCAACAGCAGCAACAACAUCAGCGAUUGCAGCAGCAACAGCAUCAACAACAGCGCUACUCUCAACAACAGCAGCAAUACAGACAACAACAACAGCAGCAGCAACAGCAGUCACAGUACAGACAAAUACUUCCCAACUAUGGCCAGCAGCAGCAGAGACCGAGACCUUAUAAUAAAGGGAAUCAGACCGGAUUAGUAAUAUCAUCAGUAUCCAGUUUAUCCAGCUCAAGUCAGGAGAUGAGUGGGUUAAAGUUACCCAGUGGGAUAACUAUACAUAGAGCAGAACCAGAGAUAAACCUACCUUCAAGUAUCACAAUAUCCAGAGUUGAACCCGAGAUUCAGAUAGUUGAAGAGAACCUUGUUCCUCAACAGUCCUCCCGAGUUCAUCAUAAUAUACAGGCCUCUAGUCAGCAGCAGCAGCAGAGGAUGUCUAGAGGUCGACCUGUCCUUUCAUCCAGAGGUUCUCCCAGGAUGAGUGCUGUAAACCCUGCUACGUUAGCCCCGUUUGACCGGCUGUGCCGGGUCUGCUCUGUUCCUAACAAUGUUAUUUUCCGGGUUCAAGAUAAACCUGAGGUUUUAACCAGGCUAGAGGCAGUUCUCAAUCUCAAGAUUGAUAUCAAGGUCGACGAGGAGGAGGGGUAUCCUAGUGUAAUCUGUAGAAAAUGUUGUAAUCUUGUGGAAACAUUCUACCAGUUUGAUAAACAGAUCAAAUCCGGACAGGAAGCCUUGAAACAGAAAGUAGAGGAAAGAAGAAAAGCGAAAGAAGCGCAGAUGCUGGGUACAGAAGAGAUCACGAUAGAACACAAUCCUACAUCUCCAGAUUCUAUAGGAGUUGAUCCUUUAGAAACUAGUGGAGUACAGGCUUCUGUGUUUGUUGAUCUACCUGAUACCAAGGUUGGAAAUAUCAAGAUUAAACAGGAGUCUCUUAAACAUAAGGACACUACACCCUUUACAACUGUAUUUACUGAUGCUGUGGAUGUAAAAAUUAAAAUGGAACCAGGGCUAGGGGAGAAGGAAGGAGAGAAGGAAGAGGGAAAGGAGAAGGAGGGAGAGAAGGAGAAAGAGAAGAGUAAGGAAGGAGAGGAGGGAGGAUCUCUGUUUGACACCUAUCCAUUAUCCACUACAGAGGAUUCAGGAUUAUUGUUUGAUGGGUAUCCUUCCUUUCCUUCCAGUUCCUUACCUACAGGUGUUGAAGAGCGUCCUGAGAUAUCUGAUUCUGGCGAACUGAGAACCCCUGAACCUGUCUCACCUGAACCAGGAUUCCCAGUUAUACACGCGGUAACCAGUGCAACGGAGGAUACAGAGCAAACCGAUCAGAAACCCAUCCUUAAUCCCCUCAUGAAUUCACAAUCAACAGAGGUGGAAUCCAACCUUAAUCCCCUCCAGGAUUCACAAUCCACAGAGGAGGGAUCCAACCUUAAUCCCCACCAGGAUUCACAAUCCACAGAGGAGGGAUCCAACCUUAAUCCCCUCCAGGAUUCUCAAUCCACAGAGGAGGGAUCCAACCUUAAUCCCCUCCAGGAUUCUCAAUUCACAGAGGAGGGAUCCAACCUUAAUCCCCUCCAGGAUUCUCAAUCCACAGAGGAGGGAUCCAACCUUAAACCCCUCCAAGACAAACAAUCAACGGAUGAAAACAGAGCGGAACCAAAUGCGGAAAAUAAUAAGAAGACCACAGAAGAAAUUAAUACUGCUGGUAAAGAUGAAGAAGAGGGAAAAGUAAUGAAAGAGAACAUCGAAAAGUUGAAGAAUGGAAAUGAAGAUAGAACUGAUGAACUGGAAAGUAAAGAAGGGAAUAUGAAUGGAGAUGAAGAAAAAAUGGACACUGAUCCAGUGCAUGAUGAGGAUGGUGGGGAGGGUAUGAAUGGAAUAGAUGAAGGAGAGAAUGGGGAGAAUGAAAUGGAAAAUGAUCUUGAAGACCUUGAAUCAGAUGCUCCUAGUUUCAAGGUCCGUGAUCUGAGACAACCAGAUGAACAGGAUCUGGGAGAGGAAUAUUAUCAGGAUGGAGAGGCUGGGGGUGAAGAGAUGCAGAUAGACGAAGAUGGUCUCGAGGUAGACGGAGAUGGUCUUGAGGUAGACGGAGAUGGUCUUGAGGUUGACGGAGAUGGUCUUGAGGUUGACGGAGAUGGUCUUGAGGUUGAAGGAGAGGAGGGAGAUCCUUUACUAGAAUCUCAUGAAGAAGAAGAUUUGGAUGAAUCUGAUGAUUUUGGAGGAUACGAUCCUUUGAAACUUGUUGAAAUGGAGGCCGGGGGAGAACUCGAGGAUCAUGAAACAAACGAUCAGGAGGAAUUGGACGAUCAUGAUGGUUUUGAGAAUGAGCAGGACGGAUUGGAUGAUCAAGACUAUGACGAGGUGCAUGAUGAGGAGAAUGUGGAAGGGUAUGGUGAGCAUGAUGGACAGGAAGGGGAUGAUGAAGGCCAGCAUGAUGGACAGGAAGGGGAUGAUGAGGAGUAUCAUGAACAGGAGGAAUAUUUUGAUCCAUCUGGAAACCAAGAUUCCUAUUCUGAUCCUGAUCCAGAAACUGAACGCGAAGAAGAAGAAGAAGCUGGCGCACUUCAAGACGAUGACGAUGACACCCACCAUGCCACAAACGACGAAAAUCCUGGAAACAGUUGUCAGCGUCGGACGAGUGAAGAGAAUACAGAUAUGGACGAGGAUAGAACAAAUACAGAAACUGGAGAUGGUGAAAACUCUGAAGUUACAGAUAAUACUGAGGAAGAUGAGCAUAUAGAGAACCCGGCGAGUACUGCUGAUGAAAGUUUAGAAUCAGCUACAGAACCAGAGCCCACAGGGCGUUGAUGUGUUAGGGCUACGAAAAAAGAAGAUUUCAAAUUGAUGUUGAAACUUCUGUUCUAUUUCUGUAUUAACUUCAGGGAUUGUACAAAUUAGUUUUUACAUGUACAGAUCUCGCUGUAUAUUGUACAUACCUACUUAUAUCAUGUACAUUUGCUAAGUCCGUCAUUAAUUCAAUAAAAUGUAAAUUGUAAGAGUUUUAAAA